AUUUCUUUUCAAUAAACCUACUUCUUUUCAACCAUGCCCAAAGAAAAGACCAAGAAGACCUCUCGUGCCAUGUCGCCCUAUAACCAGUACAUGAAGACGGAACUGGCCAAGAUCAAAUCAGAAAACCCUGGCAUGGAACAUAAGGCUGCAUUCAAAAUGGCGGCUAAAAACUGGGCUACUGCAAAAGAAAAUCCAAAGCGAAAAGAUGCCAAAUAAUCGGCUCCCGUGUCAUUGCAAAAAGAAAAAACAACAUACGAAACAGUAUAACCUCACUUGUAUGCGCACUCAACCGAUCCUUUGCACAUCACGAUGGCCAAGCUUCCGCCCGUGUCACAUCCAUCAUACCUAUAAUACACGCUCCAAUAAAAAAAACACUUGAAAAUUGAUAAUCC
Radiomyces spectabilis is the source of this 392-nucleotide messenger RNA. RefSeq lists its product as uncharacterized. The record is from RefSeq and is a predicted model, not a curated record. The transcript has 5 exons. NCBI's taxonomy places the organism in Eukaryota, Fungi, Mucoromycota, Mucoromycetes, Mucorales, Radiomycetaceae. Gene Ontology annotation, cellular component: nucleus. Gene Ontology annotation, biological process: cell fate commitment; multicellular organism development. The coding region runs from base 34 to 216 and encodes 60 amino acids.